UUUCGACCCACUGUAUAAUGACAUUGCCGAUCGCCAUUUCUUUCCAUCACAUUAAACGGUAAGUGGACUUAAGUAGAUUUAAGCCGCCUUCCUGAACAUCGCAUAUCUGAUGAAGAGAGCUCGCUGAGAGAAGAUGGAAACUUGAUGUGCAUAAGAGAAGCAAUCAUCUUAAGACUUAGUGGCCUUUAUGUACAGAGACACAGCAGUAUCUACAUUCAUAUCGCACACCUUCGGUGAUACAAACAAGAAUUGCAAGAGCGAUAGAGGAAGAUAGAGAGAAGAAUUUUUACGGAGUGAACGAGUGGGAUGGACAGAGGAACGAGCACUUGUUUAAAAAAAAGAUCCAUAACUGCUUGAUCGGGAAGCGGCUUGCAUUGUGAAUAUAUUUUCAAGUGCUUUCUGACUGUGGGAAGAAAUAAAUGGAGAAUUUAUAUCCAUGCAUUGUUUGAUUUUGGUCUUUGUUGUAUGGAAUCGUUUUCCUCACUGGCAUCCAUUCGGAAGUUGUUGAAGUUUGUGGCCGCAUUAAGUAUCAUAUCGGGUCACGUGAAUGGUCUGACGUGUUGGAAGUGUAUUGGAGAGGAAUGUAGUGGGGAGAAUUUUGAGGAGUACUCAGAGAAAAUCCACUGUGAACAGGGCGAAUCGUGUAUGAAAGUUGUGUUUGAAAUGGUGGACUAUCCUUCUCCUCUGAAGUACGAGUCGGUUGUUAGAACGUGUUCGAGGGGUCCUUGUGAACCCAUCACCAUGGAAACAUUUACAUGUAAUGGCUGUCGAGGAAAGACUCGAUCCUACAGAUUCUACGGGUGUUCGAUUCGAACGUGCUGUGAAAAGGACUACUGUAAUAAGACUGCUAGUAUAACAAUGGGAGGAUUCUGGGCUUCAUUACUUUUCCCCAUUUUUGUGAUAAGAAUUCUUUAGUCCUUUUUGUUAUAAGAUCAAUCCAUGAACUUAAAUCCAUGAUAAUCACAAUUCUUUUGUUAAAAAAAAAAAAAGAAUAAUACAUUUCUUUUAUUUCGCAUAGUAUAUUAAGUUUGAAAUUUGCUAUCAGGUUGUAAUUAAUUGACGAAGAAUAAUCAGUCAAACGAAAUUAAAACGUGAUUUUUUGCCGCUAUUUCGGGCAAAAUAUGUUAUAUAGAGAAGUAGAAAAGUAGAAAAGACUUUAGUGGAUUGUUUUAAAACAGUGAUACUUUGUAUCACAAGAAGAGAGGUUUAUGUCUUUUUUUUGCAUAUACCAUAAAACAACGUAUAUACCUCUAGUAUAUAGAUCUGUUAAAGACAUUCGUCAGUGUAAUACACCCAGGAGACUCCAAAACGUUUAUCUGACUUGGAUCAUUAUAAAGGAUCGUGUCAGUGCAUUGUAUUGACAUUUGCUUUUAAUCUUCGUGGUAAUUUGAAUAGAUAUUCUAAAACUGAAAUAUCAAAAGAAAAUGGCUUCACUUAUUGACCUAAUUACAAAUCUGUCAUCUCUCGCUUUUGUGAAAACAAAUGCGAAUCUUUUGUGUUUGUAGAUGAAUCAAGAUGUUUCCCGAAAAUCGAUGAGAUACAGUCUGCCGAUUCAGCGACAUUAUUAAAUAUAUUCACUCAGAUGAAUGAACAUAUGACGCAACAAUGUGCUAGAUCAUUUGGUCUGAUUUGUUUGUUUACAGGAAGUUGAUCUUAUCUUAAUUACAGGUUGUUGUUUUUUUAAUUAUCGAGGCGUUUUGGCCUCGAUCUAACCCAACCCUAACUUAUAUGGUAAAUUUUAUAUAUCUACAUCAUAUACAUAUAUAUAUAUUUUAUUACAUUCAUCCGAUUUCCUUUCUCAAAUAGAAAACUAGUACGUCUUCCCCCUCCUAUAGUUUUUGAAAAUUCAAAUAUCAAUUUU
Magallana angulata is the source of this 1861-nucleotide messenger RNA. RefSeq lists its product as uncharacterized. The record is from RefSeq and is a predicted model, not a curated record. The coding region runs from base 466 to 915 and encodes 149 amino acids. The transcript has 3 exons. NCBI's taxonomy places the organism in Eukaryota, Metazoa, Mollusca, Bivalvia, Ostreida, Ostreidae.